GUGACCCGCCUGAAGCGGACAGACAGACAGUCGGCGGCGGAGCUGCGGCGGCUCUGAUUUAACCACCGAAGGACGGAGGCAAAACUAAGAUUAAUACUCGUAUGAGUCACUGGAGCAGGGCUGUUGCCACUGUCUGCGUGUUCUACUGACAAUUACCCGAGAUAUAUUUAAUUUCUAGACUAAAUAAACCGUGUGUGUUCGCGAAAGGCGGCGUGUUUGUCGUUAGCGUUCCGCUAGCAGGCUAGGCUAACGUUGGCUGGCUGAGUCUGAGGUAAUCUCCGGGCGGAUCUACCCAGAGAGGAGAAACGGGACAAACGAGCAGAAAAUGACCGAGUCCGACAAAUUAAACAUCGACUCCAUCAUCCAGCGCCUUUUAGAAGUCAAGGGCUCUAGACCUGGUAAAAAUGUCCAGCUGACGGAGAGUGAGAUCCGCGGCCUGUGCCUGAAAUCCCGGGAGAUUUUCCUCAGCCAGCCCAUCCUGCUCGAACUGGAAGCACCACUCAAGAUCUGCGGUGACGUCCACGGUCAGUACUACGACCUGCUAAGGCUGUUUGAAUACGGAGGCUAUCCACCAGAAAGCAACUACUUGUUCUUGGGAGACUACGUGGACAGGGGGAAGCAGUCUUUGGAGACAAUCUGCUUGCUGUUGGCCUACAAGAUCAAAUAUCCAGAGAAUUUCUUUCUUCUCAGAGGAAACCAUGAGUGUGCCUCCAUCAAUAGGAUAUAUGGUUUUUAUGAUGAAUGUAAAAGGAGGUAUAACAUCAAGCUAUGGAAGACCUUCACAGACUGUUUCAACUGCUUACCAGUGGCUGCCAUUGUCGAUGAAAAGAUUUUCUGUUGCCAUGGAGGCCUCUCUCCUGACCUCCAGUCCAUGGAGCAGAUCCGGCGUGUGAUGCGUCCCACGGACGUGCCUGACCAGGGCCUGUUGUGCGACCUCCUCUGGGCCGACCCGGACAAAGACGUAAUGGGCUGGGGAGAGAACGACCGUGGUGUCUCCUUCACAUUUGGCUCUGAUGUGGUGGCCAAGUUCCUUCACAAACACGACAUGGACCUCAUUUGCAGGGCCCACCAGGUGGUGGAAGAUGGUUACGAGUUUUUUGCAAAGCGGCAGCUUGUGACUCUGUUCUCAGCCCCCAACUACUGUGGAGAGUUCGACAAUGCGGGUGCCAUGAUGAGUGUGGAUGAGACGCUUAUGUGCUCCUUCCAGAUCCUAAAGCCCGCCGACAAGAAGUUAAUGGCCUACGGUGGGGCGGGCGGCUUUGGCUCCGGCCGACCCGUCACACCUCCAAGAAACGCCGCCAAGGGAGGCAAAGCCAAGAAAUAGCGCCCGCUACUCUAUCGUACACACGUCCUUCCUCUCCUUUACUCUACCUCUCCUUUUUCUCCUCUUCUUUUCACCCUGGAACACCUAAGCAGAGCGUGUGGGACCCUUUUUUAGUUUUGUUUUUGCCUUUCCUGAGGCAAAAUUGCUGUGAAUGUUAUUUUUUUUUUUUUGGUUGACCAAUUAUGAGUGAUUGUUGGAGGAAUGGCCAGAUUGACUCGCUGGAAUGUGAGAGGGUACAUGGGAGAGACAUCUUGUAUGAGUAGGUGUAUGUGAUUGUGUGUGUGCGCAUGCUCCUGGGGGGGCGGGAGGGGUUAGUCUCACUUUAUUGUGCGAUGUUUUGUUGGACGGAUGGGGUGAGAUUUGUAUUAUCCCUUUACCACUUUCUAUAAAUGAUUUGAUUAGUUUUCUUGUCAUAGAUCUAUAAUAAUAAAUGUGUAUCCCUCUUUAGGGAUCUUUUAUUGGACCUAAGUGAAGCAUUUCUCUUCAAACUCUUCAAAGCCUCAGGGUCCAGCUGUUGAUCCCCUGAAUAGGGAAGAGCUGAUUGCACGCACCUUUAGCUCCAAAAGCAAUCUGAGCAGAGAACGUGUGAGUGUGUGUGUGUCCAAGACAGGAAGUCGUUUUUUAUCACUGCCACUGUUUAAUGUGAAGCUUGUGUGUUGACAGUUUCUGUCCUCAUCUUUCACGUUUAAUUAGUUAGGACUUUUUGGCACAUACUUUUCUUCGAUAAAUAGUAUUUCCUUCUCUCGUCAGCAGGUGUCAUGAGCGAUCAUCCACUGCAUCUAAGCUUUCUCUGAUAGGGCAAGAAGCACUGCUGGUAGGAGCUUUUUAUUCUUUAGCUUAAAACCAAGGAGCUCACACAGUGAACAGGCAGGUAGGCAAGGUUUGGCCAGGUGGGUGCUGCAUUAGUACAAAAGUACUGAGCAUUCUUGUAUAUGUUUACUUUUUUUAUCCCCUUUCCCUCACAGAUAAUGUAAGAUUUGGCUUUAGUGUGUACUGCUCAGCAAAAGGGACAGAAUAGAAUCAGAGUUUUUGUUUGACAUGAUAGGUUUAGGUUUGUACAGCUUAUUACUUGAAUAAGAAUCUCUCUCUGUCUUUCUUUCUCUUUUUUUUUGUAGUCUUUCAUGAACUCAGCCAAUAAAGUGAGAAUCUCAUACAAAACUGUU
Colossoma macropomum (tambaqui) is the source of this 2487-nucleotide messenger RNA. It is a transcript of the gene ppp1cab, whose product is annotated as protein phosphatase 1, catalytic subunit, alpha isozyme b. Gene Ontology annotation, molecular function: protein serine/threonine phosphatase activity. The record is from RefSeq and is a predicted model, not a curated record. The coding region runs from base 326 to 1324 and encodes 332 amino acids. Lineage: Eukaryota; Metazoa; Chordata; Actinopteri; Characiformes; Serrasalmidae. The transcript has 7 exons. Gene Ontology annotation, cellular component: nucleus; cytoplasm.